Molecule: messenger RNA, 1312 nt
Organism: Pelobates fuscus (common spadefoot toad)
Lineage: Eukaryota; Metazoa; Chordata; Amphibia; Anura; Pelobatidae
Gene: RCN1
Product: reticulocalbin 1
Exons: 7
Coding region: 121-1086 (321 amino acids)
Cellular component (GO): endoplasmic reticulum
Molecular function (GO): calcium ion binding
Source: RefSeq, a predicted model, not a curated record
GGACGAACUGAGGGAAACUCUUUAAAUGUCCAGAGCUGUGUGAGGCUGAGUGAGGCUGUGAGUGCAUCCUGAGGAGGGGCAGUGAGUGCAUGCUGAGGACUGCAGGUCCUCUGGAAGAGAAUGGAUCCUUGCAGCUUCUUGUACUUGCUGCUGUUACUGUGUACCAAGCAGAUACUCGCCAAGCCCACCUUCCGCAAGGAGAGGAUCCGCCUGGACCCGGAGCUCAACAACCAAAUUCCUGAGGAUAACCAGAGCUUCCAGCUGGACCAUGAGGCUUUCCUGGGGAAGGAUGAGUCCAAGACUUUCGACCAACUCACCCCAGAGGAGAGCAAAGAAAGACUGGGGAAAAUAGCUGACAGAAUAGAUAGUGAUAACAAUGGCUUCAUUGAGACUGAAGAACUAACAUCCUGGAUUAAACGAGUACAGAAGAGAUACGUCUAUGAAAAUGUCGCACGGGUCUGGAAGGACUAUGAUGUCAAUAAAGAUAAUCAUAUUUCUUGGGAAGAGUACAAACAAGCCACUUAUGGAUAUUAUCUGGCAAAUCCAGAAGAAUUUCAAGAUGCAGCAGAACAGUUUAACUUCAAGAAAAUGAUGCCUCGAGAUGAGCGAAGAUUUAAAAGGGCAGAUCUUAACGGAGAUUUAGAUGCAAACCGAGAAGAAUUCACUGCUUUUCUACACCCGGAGGAGUUUGAGCACAUGAAGGACAUCGUUAUAUUGGAAACGUUGGAGGACAUAGACAAGGAUGGAGAUGGGUUUGUUGAUGAAGAUGAAUAUAUUGCGGAUAUGUUUAUACAUGAAGAAGGCGGCCCAGAACCUGAUUGGGUAGCGACUGAAAGGGAGCAGUUUGCCGACUUCCGAGAUCUAAAUAAGGAUGGCAAAAUGGAUAAAGAUGAAAUCAGACACUGGAUUCUUCCUCAAGAUUAUGAUCAUGCACAGGCAGAAGCCAGACAUCUAAUCUAUGAAUCUGACAUAAACAAGGACAAACUACUAACGAAGGAUGAGAUCUUAGAGAACUGGAACAUGUUCGUCGGGAGCCAAGCAACAAACUACGGAGAAGAUCUCACAAGAAAUCACGAUGAGCUGUGAUUAAUGUUUACACUGUGAUUUGUUGUGAAUUUUACUUUUGUGUUUUAUAUUUUAUUAUUCACUUGACAUUUUUUUAAUUAAUUAUUUUUUUUUUUAACUAAAUUUCAUCAUAUUUGCACCAACAAAACUAUACUAUUUGUAUUACCUCAAUAUGGGUACACGUGUUACCCUAUAAUUAUAUUAGUAUUUGAAAAAGCUCUGCAGACAGAUUUAAUGUGACUUUUUU